Molecule: messenger RNA, 845 nt
Organism: Ochotona princeps (American pika)
Lineage: Eukaryota; Metazoa; Chordata; Mammalia; Lagomorpha; Ochotonidae
Product: splicing factor, proline- and glutamine-rich-like
Exons: 6
Coding region: 1-804 (267 amino acids)
Source: RefSeq, a predicted model, not a curated record
AUGCUCGUAGAGGGCCCAGGAGGGAGGAAAUCACCCUCAUCUCCCGCCCCCAGCCCUCUCCGCCGAGCGCCGCCGGUGGCCGGCAGCAGCAGCUCACUCAGGUUCCGAGAAAGUGAGGUCGGGCCUCCGGCCUUCCCUCAUAGGCCACCGCCCGGCCCACAGGCCCCGCCCUCAGGCCCCGCAGGCUCCGCCCCCCGCCUCAAACACCCGCAGCUCCCUCAGGUCUCGCUCCGGUCCUCCGGAUUCCUGCUCACCACAGUCUUGGUCCCGCCCUCAGGUCCGCCCGCUGCCUCAGGGCUGGAGUCAAGCGGCCCGCACCGCAUCCCACUCCACCCUCCUCCCACAGCCUCCUGUCCCCCCGGGGCAUCGGGAUUCCGAGCUCCGGGGGUCCUCGAGCGGGUUUUUCAGACCCCGCCCCGCCGGGCGCGACUUCCGGCCGCCGGGCCUCGGCAAAAUGGCGGCGUGGUGUGGAAUUCCCCGUGGGCUUUCCGCUAUCUGAGCUCAGCAUCCUGUGAGCCGGCGUUUGCUCUCUGGAGAAGGGGAAGAUGCUGGCAGUUAUUAUCUUGGAACCAUGAGAGAAGCCAGUCUGAGAAUGAUGUGGACCAAGGCGGAGAGACAGAGAUGUCCCAUCUACUGAGUCACUUUGGAAAUUGUAGCCCCUGCCGUGCUGGGCCAGGUCUGCACUGGAAGCUGGGCCUUCAAUCCAGGGAGAAGAGAUCCUGUCUGUCUGGUUUCCUGCUGUGUUCUUGGCAUCCACUGCAGCACCUGACACCUGCUGGGCUUUCAAUAGUGUCUGCUGAAUGAGGUCAUACCUGAUUGAUGGAGAAAUAAACAAAAUAAAUAAA